This is a messenger RNA of Helicoverpa armigera (cotton bollworm), 2863 nucleotides long. RefSeq lists its product as uncharacterized. Bases 439 to 1365 code for a protein of 308 amino acids. Lineage: Eukaryota; Metazoa; Arthropoda; Insecta; Lepidoptera; Noctuidae. The transcript is spliced from 3 exons. The record is from RefSeq and is a predicted model, not a curated record.
AUAAACCGCUUACUCUAGGUAUACCAAAAGGAGAAGGGGACUUCUGGGCCCAGCAGUUAACUACCUGAAAUAUGUAUUAAAAAAACCGUUACAUUUUUUUAAAUAAAAUCACAAAAUAUGGUACCAGGAUUCUACCCAGGAAGAGAGAAAACUUAAAUUAAGAUAAUAAGACUAAAUAAUCGAUUAAAUAAUGCCUGAAAUGCCUGAAUUACUAGUAAUCUACUGUAUUUUUAUUCCGGCAACACUUGUUGGUGGCAUGCGUCUGUCACUGACUGACAGAUGCACUCGUUUGUUUUCUUUCAUUCUGAGUGCGCACAUAUUUUCCUGGUUUUACUAUUUAAACCCACGACCUUGGCUUUUCGACGGAUCUUGCUACUCUGAAUUACCUGGCUCUCGAUUUUGGACAACUGUUACGCCUAUCGAUUGGAUAUCGACGACAUGGAUCGCUGUAUGAAUUGUACGAUUGCGCUUGGUCGCAGUAAUUCUAUUGGAAGAAAAGUCUUGGAGGAUGAGGCGAUUUUAACAGUUAUUCGUCAGUGGCGUGCAUCUCAGCCUGUAACCAGUGAGAACGUUGUAUGCCAAGCAUGUUGGGACUUGGCCCAAGAUGUGGUUCUUGGAAGACGUGCGAUUGAUGCACCAACCCAAGUUGGCCAUUCAAGCGUAUGUCUCCGCUGUGGUCGUUCACUCUUAGCCCGGCGGUUCAACCACCUUCUUCGUAAUGAUUCUGCUCGUGAAUCUGCGAUAUAUAAUGUGAUUAGAGAGUGGAUUCUACCACAAACGGUGGACGAGGCAAGUCGUAUAUGCCAUUCCUGUUGGAUAUUAGCAGACAGAGCUGCUGUUCAUAUGAGUACAGGUCCUUCGACUUCCUCACAAAGUAACCCACCGCCAGCCCAAUCAUCAGUUGGUGUUUCUGUUGGACAAUUGGAUGAAAAUCAUGACAACAUUCUACACGAACCUGAGAAUGUUUCCAUUCAACCAGAACAAAACCAAGGUAAUGAUGAUGUGCAUGAACCCUCAGUGGAACUACAUUCACCAAGUGCCCCAAUUGUGGAACCAGUACAACAGCACCCUGAACCAACAAUUGUAUUGCCAGAUUAUAUGCGGGCAGUUGAAACAGAGCGACGGUGCUUCAUAGAAGGUUGCCAGAGAACUGAACGAUAUAGAGUUCCUCUAGCAACGAGAAAAAUGUUGCUUAAUGAGCAUAAAUAUUAUGUACCACAAAAUAAUCGACUUUGUGAUAUACAUUUAGUAAUUGAGGCAUGGGACUUCCUUGAUAGUUUAAGGAGUAAUUAUUUACAAACAUUUACUGCAAGACAUAUCCAAGAUAUGUUUACACUAAAAGAAACCCCAAAAGAAAGGUUUUGAAUUUUGAAAAUAUUGAUAAUAUGGACGACCAUGUUGUGCAUACCUGGAUCGGGUUUACUAAAGUUCAGUUCCGUCAAUUAUUUGAUGAGGUUCCACAAUUGAUAGAAAUUCGUAAUAGUUCUUCAGUUUUAGCAGCCUAUCUUAUCAAAUUAAGAAGUGGGGACUCAAAUGAAAGAUUAGCAACAUUAUUUAAAACAUCUAAGAAAACUUUAGCCAAGUGGCUGUGUCAAGCCCGUGACAUAUUAACUGAACAUUUUGUGCCUCGGCACUUAGGUUUAGAACACAUCACUAGAGAACAAAUAAAAGAAAGGAACUUAGCCAUUCCUAGUGCUUUAUUUGAAGGAGAUUCUAGGCCCAUCGCUAUAUUUGAUGGAACUUACUGUUAUAUUGAAAAAGCUCUAAUUAUUUAUAUCAAAAAAAAACAUACAGUUUGCAUAAAUAUAGGAACUUAACCAAACCUUUUUUAAUGGUGUGCACAGAUGGUUACAUCAUUGAUGUUUUGGGCCCCUAUCCAGCUACCACGUCAGACUCAGAUAUAAUGAGACAUGAAUUUUUAAGUGGAAACCCACUCCAGGAUUUUUUCCAAAAUGGUGAUGUAUUUAUACUGGAUAGGGGUUUCCGAGAUUCAUUACCUUUGUUAAACCAAUGUGGAUAUAGGACAUACGUGCCUGCUACUUUGGCGCAGGGUGAAACACAGCUGUCAACACUUGACGCAAACAAAUCGAGGGCAGUCACCAUUUGCCGUUGGGUCGUUGAGAUUGUGAACGGUAGGUUUAAAAGAGAUUUCAAAUUAUUCAGGCAAUGUUAUUUUAAUACAGCCUCAAGAAGUUUAAUAAGAGAUUUUAAGGUGGCUGCUGCUCUCAUAAAUAGGUUUCACCCUCCCAUAACCGAUAGAAUAGACUGUGGGGCUAUCAUUAAUCAGAUUAAUUUAAAUAUGAAUAGACAUAACAUAUUAGGUGAUUUUAUUGUUAACAACCAAUAUAAUAGACGUAGGGCUGAUUUUGAAACAAUAACUAUUCAUAAUGAUAAUUUAAAUGAUUUUCCCCAGUUGUCAUAUGAUGAAUUAAUUCUUGUAUGCUUAGGUACAUAUCAAUUAAAGCAGGCACGGUCCUAUUUUGGUGAACAUUUGCGGGGAAAUGAUGGGUUUAUAAUAGAAGUGUGCAGGGAGGUAAGCAGCAGCCUUCUUCGACAGCUGUCAGCUUCAAAUACUUCUUGGUUAUUGCGAGGCCGAAUACAAUCCCGCCAUAUAAGUCGCAAAACAUAUUUUGUUUAUAUUUUAGUUGAUAGCUGUCGAAGAGGACGAGAUUCAAUAUUAUCAUAUUAUUGUAAUUGUAUUGUAGGUAGAAGAACUGUAGGCUGCUGUGCCCAUGUAAUGUGCAUUAUAUGGUAUCUCAGUUGGGCAAGAUUCCAAGAAAAUAUCGUACCCCCUGCACAAUUUUUAGAUGACAUUCUAAUAAUAAUUGAAGAUGAAUGAUAAUACAUGUUUAAUUAUUAAGUA